Molecule: messenger RNA, 3084 nt
Organism: Scomber scombrus (Atlantic mackerel)
Lineage: Eukaryota; Metazoa; Chordata; Actinopteri; Scombriformes; Scombridae
Product: solute carrier family 22 member 13-like
Exons: 10
Coding region: 1-1620 (539 amino acids)
Biological process (GO): transmembrane transport
Cellular component (GO): membrane
Molecular function (GO): transmembrane transporter activity
Source: RefSeq, a predicted model, not a curated record
AUGGCUGAAUUUGGAGAGAUCCUGCGUAACAUCGGAGAAUUUGGAAAAUUUCAGAAGAUCACCCUUUUUGCUCUUUGCUUCCCAAAUCUCAUUCUGCCUUUUCACUUUGCCAACCUAUUUUUCAUCCAGUCAGAUCCAGAGCGGCACUGUAACACAGACUGGAUCCUCAAGGCUGAUCCUAACCUGACCACACAUGAGCAGUUGAACCUGACUCUGCCUCGGGAGGAGGAUGGGACCUUCAGCAGGUGUCGGAUGUUUGUGCCUGUGGAUUGGGACAUCAGUGACAUCAGGGAGUAUGGACUCAAUGAAACCACAGGGUGCCAGAAUGGAUGGGUGUACGGCAACAUGAUAUAUGAGGCCACUGUAGUAACUGAUUUUGAUCUAGUUUGUGACCAGGCUAAUAUGGUAGAAGUGGCGCAAGCAGUGUUGAUGGCUGGCAUUCUUGUUGGGUGUCUCGUAUUUGGACCUUUUGCUGAAUCGUUUGGUCGUAAACGGGCAGCUCAGAUGCCAGUCAUUGUGAUGCUCAUAUUUACUGUAACAACUGGAAUAUGUCCAAACUUCCCCUUGUAUUUGGUAUCCCAGUUUAUAUUGGGCAUUGGCUAUGGAGGUUAUCGACUUAAUGGCGUCAUAUUAGCCACUGAAUGGAUUGGGGUGUCCAAAAGAUCAUGGGGAUCAUGUGUGACUCAACUGUUUGGUGCAGUUGGACAGUGCAUCCUUGCUGGUUUGAUGUACUUCGUCAGAGACUGGAGACUGGCUCAGCUAAUCACAGCAGCUCCAAUUGCAGUGAUUGCUAUUUACAUAUGGUUUAUUCCAGAGUCGGCCAGGUGGUUAUUGGACAGAGGGAGGACAGAAGAGGCUAAACAGCUGCUUGUAAAGGUGGCAGCCAUUAACAAACGUACUGUUCCAGACCAUCUGCUGGAAAAGAUUGUUGUCAAAGAAACUGAGAAAAAGGGAGGCAUAAUAAUUCUUAUCCAAUCACCUCUGCUUAGGAAGUAUUUCUUUACCAUAAUAUUCGCAUGGUUCUCACUGAAUGUUACCUACUACUGCCUUUCAUUCAAUGUGGGAAAUUUUGGCUUGGACAUCUUCCUGACACAGCUCAUGUUUGGUCUGACUGAACUACCAGCUCAUAUACUUUGCAUCUGGUUGUUAGAAGCAGUAGGGAGAAAAAUAUCCCUCAUGGCAACACUUCUAAGUGGAGGAUUCUUGUGCAUCUUAAUCCUAGCUUUUCCUCAAGAUAAUGCUGUUGCUAUUACCGUACUGGCAACCUCAGGACGUUUUUUCAUUAACUGGGCCGGAUCCAUAUGUAGUGUUUAUGUUCAGGAGCUGUUCCCGACAUCUUUCCGACAAACUGCCUCUGGUUUGGGCUCCAUUGCGAGCAGAGCUGGUGGGUUGCUGUCUCCACUGCUCAACAUGUUGGCCGUGUACCACUGGUCCAUACCCAUCGUAGUCUUCAGCAGCCUUACACUGAUUAGUGGAGGUCUUGGCUUCCUGCUUCCCGAAACCAGGAGAAGAGAGCUCCCUGAUUCAACCGAUGAGGCCGAGAGCAUCAGAAAUAAGAGCACCAUGAAGAAACAAAGAGGAUCAAAACUCCAUCCACACAGCAAAUCAACCAAACUGUAGUCUGACUAAUCCUAUUAUUGAUUUUUCUGCUCCACUAUCAGCAGUGAUUCAGGAUGGUAUUGUAGAUUGAUCAGUUGGUCUGUGUGCCCACUUUCCAGGAAAAGAUACUAAAAAACUACUAUCCAUAUUUGAAAUUUGCUGAGAAUAAUUUGGACACUCCCCGUGAGCUCUCCUCUAGCUUUAGGCUGAAAUUUCCACAUGCUUAAAAUAUUUAACAUUGUAAUUGGAAGACUACCAUAAAACUUACUAAGUAAAUUCAAAUAACCACUUUAGACAAUCAGUGAGUUUUAUUGUACUACAGCCCUAAUACCAAAGCGACAAGAUAACUUUCAAGAUCUAAUGAGUACAGUUGUUAAAAUUACUGACUUCAUCUGUGUUCUCAUGAGGACAAACCCUCCAUGACGCUUCUGCCACCCUCAGGAAAAUGUUAAGAAUAGCAGUCAUAAUCAGCCUGUUGAGGGUAUGCAUAUGCUGUCACUGUGACUGACAAACAGUAACCAGUAUCAUUAUUAUUGCCAUUGUGUAUUCACAUGGGAAGAGAGCAUGUUAAACACAGCAAAUAGUUGAAACACCCUGUUGCAUGCUGUCUCACUGUCACAUUAGCAUGACUCAUAUGGUCACUUGAAUAGAGCAGAGCCAUUGUUAAUUUUAUUAGUAAAACCAGUUCUUCUAUACUUCUAUAUAUGUUGUUUUUGUUUGUCCAAUGACAAGCAAUCAGUAAUCAAAAUGUUUAAUUUGUUUAAACAAUUGAUUAAUUGACUAAUCUUGUACUGAUUGUAUUGCUUCCACAGUCAUUAUGCAGUGGCGCUCUUGGCUGACGUACAUUCAACCUGUGCACUGUUUGUUUUUGUUUUUUUAAAUAACAUUUUAUUGGUGAGAAAUGGCCUGGACAUCUCACAUGAAUGACCUCCUCAUUUUCUUAUUUACACCAUGUAAUGUACUGACAUAGAACAGUUUUUAUUGUUUCACUCUAAGUAGUUAUGUUAUGUCAUGCUUAUUUUUUUGUUUUACCUUGAACUAACACAGUAGUGUGAUACAUAAAUUAUGAACUGUUAAUAGUUAUCUGAGAUCAACUUUCAACUGAAAUAUGAUCUAGUUCUCAAUAAAUAGAUGACAGACAUGGACAUUGUCUCUUGAAAAACAUACUGUGUUUGAUUAUUAAAAAACAAACCAAAUGCUGUUACCUCCAUUGUGUAGGGCUGGUAGCAGAAGCAAAUUAAACAGAAAGUAUCAUUUCAAAUGUGCUUGUGAUGAUGGUGAUAUUUACUUUUUAAAUGAUUAUUGCAUGACAGGCACAAGGUAAAGCUAAAAGAUGACAUGGAUACAAUGAAAACCUGGAAUGGAUCCCCUCCCAACAGUUUGUGGCCAGCAUUAUUUGAAAUGUAUGUUUCAUACACACAGCGUAUAUUGUUCUUUGAUGUCUUUGUGUAUUAAGCUGCUGGACCCUAAAUUUCCCCAAGGGGA